UCAUAGUCAAUCUUGGUGACUGUCAAGUCAAUAAACUACUGUAGCUCCAUCUGCACUUUCUGAAACAUACAAUUCAAGGUUAAUGGUAACCUUAUUUUUAAAUGGAAGUGCAACUUUCCCCUCUUUUAUAAGCGCUUCCCUUUCACACAUUUUAGCCCUCUUGGUAUUUCAGCAAAGACUGACCACUGGCAUCGCUUCCGAUUUCCCACCUUCAGGGCACAGAUAUUUUAAAUCAAACUUUUUUUUGCAAUAUACUGGUUAUUUAUUAUUAGGGGUUUCUCUGUGUGCUUUCACCUUAGUAAAAUUGUUAGGAUGGCUGUUAGUGCCCCAUAAAGUUCUGAACAUCAAGCUUUGACUUGCAAAAUUACAUUUUAAUUAAGUAAAUUGUCUAUUUCUUUAUAGGUAUUACUAUUACAAUGCAUAACUUUCUGAAUAGUUAGGCAGAGGUUACAUAAAAGGGUUUCUAUGAUAUAUAUUGAAUCAGAAUAAUUGUUGCAUGUGAAGCGAAACACAACAGCCACAUUUGAAAUGUACCUUGACAAAAUGAAAUGAGUUUUCUUUUCAUAUUCCCGUAGUCAUUUUUGUCUUGCAUGAUGUCUCUCCUUUGCGCUUUAUUGUUAAUGUGUCUUUAAAGUUAAAUUGUUUAGUUAACAUGGUAGCGAUUUAAAUCUAUCUUGUCAACAUUGUUUUACAUCAAAUGCUAGCUUCUCUAACUUGUUACGUUACUACAAUAGGUUAAGAGAUUAGAUUUAAUGUUAGGUGUUACAGUACCCUUGUUCUGGAUUCAACAGCUAUGAAACUUUACUCUGUAAACAUUCCCUCUGUACAAUGUAUAGAAAGUUGGUCUCUCUGCUAUAAGUAAGUUGUGUAUUUUCUGUUCUGGACAACCUGGUGUAAUAGCUACAUGAGUGGAGACUGGUCUAUAAUGUUUUAUGGAACCUCUUUCUUUUCAUUAGGUUGCCAAUGCAAUUUAUUGUUUGUCAAUACACAGCUACUUCAUGUUCUGUGAAACCAUAGCUUUUUGCCACCCAUUUUUGGAAUUACUCUCAGUAGUGAUUUGAAUAGCCUCGGACCACAGCUAUGAUUUGACCUGCAGUAAUGAAGUCCACCCAUCCUUACAUGAACUAGUAGUUACAUUAUUGUGGACUGGACUGUCAGUUUUAAGAAUACCUGGAGUAUCAUCCGCCUAAAUUAAUCAAUUGAUUAUUCAUGUGGCAUAUAGUUGAAAUGUUGACAUUUAAAUGAAUCAAUCAUCAGGUGGUUCCAAGAAACGAUUUUCAUUUUGUUAAAUUAUCAUCUGAUUGUAUGGUUUUAGUGUUCAAUGAGACCUACUGUACACUAGUGAAAGAAAGCACUUUCAAAAGCAUAGUGUAUAGUCGCAUGUUUAUUUCUCCAUGACUAUCUAAGACUGUGUUUACACAGGGAUCCCAACUCUAUUUUUCUACUAAUUGGUCUUUUGAUCAAUCAAAUCUGCUCUAUUGCACAUAAUUGGGCAGAAGAUCAGAAUUGGGCUGCCUGUGUAAUCACAGCCUUAGAGAGUGUACAAAACAUUAGGAACACCUUCCUAAUAUUGAGUUUUGCCCUCAACAGCCUCAAUUCGAUGGGGCAUAGACUACAAGGUGUCAAGAGUUCCACAGGGAUGCUGGCCCAUGUUGACACAAGUGCUUCCCACAGUUGAAGUGGAUGUAACAGGUGACAUCAAUAAGAGAUCAAAGCAUUCACCUGGUCAGUCUAUGUCAUGGAAAGAGCAGGUAUUCCUAAUGUUUUGUAUACUCUGUAUAUAAUACCUAUAAUAUAAUUUUUAGACCCCAAAAGCAGCACCUUCAGUUCCCUCUGUAUGCGGUUGAACAUAUUUCUGUUUAUUGUUGUGAAAAAAGCAACCAAUUUUGGGGACAGUUCCACCACUUACAGUAACCCCCUAUCCAUAAACUGACCGUAAGUGUCCUUGUAUAAGCUGGUGAAAAAGUAAACUUGUUUCAUCAAUGUGGGGGGGGGGGGGGGAUAUCAAUGUUAAAAUAUUUUGACAAAUAUUUUGUUCUAUUUUUGAAAAUGCAAUGUGUCACUUGUAGAAAGGUUAUUCUGAUGAAUGUAAGUCAUAUACAGUCAUUAUUGCAGACGGUUCUCAGUUUAAUAUUAGGUAAUUGUUUGAUUGUGAAUAUGUUGAGCUUGAGCAAUUGAGGACAAAAUCUUCAUUUUGAGAGUUAUUUUGACUCAGAUUUUCAUAUUGGAUCAUUGAACUAAAGGAAGUAUAAAAAACAAUUGUUAGUCAAGUUAUAAAGUAUUGAAUUAUUCAAUUUCACAGGUGGUUGAUCAAAAGCCAGAUGUUGAUUUGCAUAGUCUUUUAAGUUGUCCAUUCGAGUGAUCUGUUUUUUUAUAUAUAUAAAUAUGUAAUGUACUGCUUUAAUUGUGGUUGAUUUAUUUCAGUAAAUUACUAUUAGAUGUGAGAUCUGAUUUUUCAAUGUACUUUUUUAUUUGAAAGGACAUGAUGAACAUUCUCAGUACAGCAGGCCUACAGUUUCUUAGUAAUAUAAACUUCAUAAUUAAAGGUAAUUGAUUAGGCUUUUUUUCCAUCAUAGGGCAUAUAAAAUACACAAAUAGUCUAACACUUGUGAAUUCGCCUUGGUAUUUCAAUUGGAUUGCUGCCAAAUGCACCUUUGAAGGUUGGCCAAAACUAACAAAUGGCGUAGCUGUAUCUUUUUGGAGCAGAGCAACACACCUAUAAAGUGGCAUUGGACAAAACAAACAUUUACCUGCUGACGUUAGUCGAACACGUUGCAAUACUACGCUUAUGGUGCAGACAGAGUGUGAGGGUAAACCAUACGGUUGGAUUAUUUUUUUAGCACAACAUUAAUCAUUUAUAUGAUCUUUAAUGUACUUUUAUUGUAUUAAGAUUUUAGAAUGAGAAACUCGAUAUUUGGAACAGGCUGUUUUUGAGGACUUCAGUUGAUGGGAGUUAAUUUUUGAGGGUACUAAACUGGAGUGCGUGCAGGCAGAGGUUUGGUCAAAGCGGUUAUGGAAGCGUUGCCAUUCGGCUGGAUGCUCCACAGGUCUAACGUGGGGGAUGUGACAGAACUUCUGGAGGCUAGGGAGUCUAUGAGGGCCAGCGGCAGUAAAACCACACCUGUCCAGGAUCUGUUCCAUGAGGACGCUCAGGGGUCGCAGCAUCUCUCUCAGCCAUGGUGGAGGGUGAAGCUGUUUGUGUGGGAGCCUGUCCUGUUUGGGACGUGGGACGGAGUCUUUACUACCUGUAUGAUCAACAUAUUUGGUGUGGUGUUGUUCCUCCGCACUGGGUGGCUGGUGGGGAACCUAGGUGUAUUGCUAGGUAUGCUCCUGGUAUCUGUGGUGGUUAUCGUUGCCCUGGUAACAGUGAUGUCAGGCAUCGGCGUCUGCGAGCGCUGUGGGGUCGGUAGUGGUGGAGUAUACUCCAUGAUCUCUACUGUCCUGGGAGGAAGAGUAGGUGGGACCGUGGGGCUCCUGUAUGUUUUCGGCCAGUGUGUGGCUGGAGCCAUGUACAUCACAGGGUUCUCAGAGUCUAUCGCUCAGCUCCUGAGCCUGCAGAGUGAGUGGGCUGUUAGAGGGAUGUCUGUGGCUGUCCUGCUCGGCCUUUCGGGUAUUAACCUCGCCGGGGUCAAAUGGAUCGUCCGUCUCCAGCUGAUACUACUGGCCGUGCUAGCUGUCUCAACGCUGGACUUCGUUAUCGGGACGUUUUCCCACCUCGACCCAGAGCAUGGCUUCAUAGGGUACUCCGAGGAGCUGCUGCGUAAAAACACUCUACCAGACUACACGACAGGAGAAGGAUUCUUCACUGUAUUUGGAGUGUUCUUCCCCGCUGCUACAGGUGUGAUGGCAGGCUUCAACAUGAGCUCAGAUCUGCAGAGACCGGAACACAACAUCCCUGUGGGAACACUGGCUGCCGUCUGUACCUCGUGGUUCCUGUAUCUGGUCUUUGUGUUCCUGCUGGGAGCCAUCUGCACCAGAGAGGCACUGCACUUCGACUUCUUAAUAGCAGAAAAGGUCUCCUUGGUGGGUUUCUUGUUUCUCCUGGGCCUCUACAUCUCCUCGCUGGCCUCCUGCAUGGGCGGUCUGUACGGAGCACCCAGGAUCCUCCAGGUCAUCGCCCAGGAGAGGGUCAUCCCAGCCCUCGCCUUCCUGGGACAAGGGAAAGGUCCUAAUAAGACUCCGGUGGCAGCCAUAGUCUUGACUAGCCUGCUGACCAUGGCUUUCAUCUUCAUCGGACAGGUCAACGUCCUGGCCCCCAUCGUCACCAUCAACUUCAUGCUCACCUACAGCUUCAUUGACUACUCCUACUUCAGCGUGGCGAUGACCUAUAGCCUCCAGCCCAGAGAGAAGAGGGUUGGUCCUGCCAAGAGGCCUGGGACUGGAGCCUCAUCCUUCACAAACCAUACGUCCAAGCCCCUCAUGACCACCACCCACCAGGGUUAUGGUACAGAGGGGGAUGUUGCCAGCCCGGGGAAGGGGACCCUGUUAGAGUUUACUAGGGAUAUGGACCAGAUCUUUCCCCUGCCCAAUGCUGGUGAACAGGAGGAGACAGAAAAGGACAAGGCCACAGAGAAGGUGUCCAUGCCAGGCCUGAGAGGCAGGAUCAGGAGGGUGAAAGCCCCUGCCAAGAAGACUCUGAUGGAUAGCUUUGGGCUUGACCAUAACAGCAAUGCCUUCCCUAGUGAGGGAGAUGAAGAUGGAGAAGGAGAGGGAGGGGUUGAUCCGGCUCCCCCAGGUCCAGGAGAGUGUAUCUUCCCCAAGGAAAGACCUGGAGAGCCCUGCCCAGACCCUGAGGAGGUGAUACAGGACAAGGCCCUCCUUCCCGGUCGUAACCCCAUAGAGCUUGACCCUCCAGGGCCACAGAGAGAAAACACUGGUUCUGACUGUAAACCAGACUACCAGGGAUCAGAAAUCCAACCGAUGCCUGAUUCCUUCUAUGCCAAAUUCUGCAACCACUGGAUUGCACUGAUUGGUGCAUUAUGUUCCAUCCUGAUCAUGUUUGUCAUUCAGUGGGUCUACGCCUUGGCCAAUAUAAUAGUCGCCUUGGUCCUCUUCCUCUACAUUGGAAAAGCAAGCCCUGGACUUCCAAUAGGAGUGGCAGCCCGUUUCAGCUUUUUCAGAUGGAUUAGGACAACCCUGAGCAACCUAGGAAGGGGUGAGCUUCCUCGGGACCAGAUUAUCGUGACACCCUCUCUGUCAGGAGUCGGCAUGGAAACCAGGCAGCUGACAGAGGAAAACCUGGACUUUGCCUCUCGGGACCGCUACCACCAGUCUUCCUUUAUCGAACCAGACAGGAUGGCGCACCUACAACUUAACUAAUCACCACAACUCUGGAUGGCUGGUCCCAUCACAGACCAUAGUAGCCUGGUCCAAUAUUUGUUUGGGCUGUCUUGCCAACUUGUUACAAUGACCAUAGGAGUUAGCAAAACAGCACAAAAAGAUCUGGGACCAGGCUGAAGUAAUGUCUCAUUCUAGAAUUUAUAGACCGAUUAUAAGCAGUCAAGCUGAAAUCAGUAGUCCUACUCUAUGACAUCUGGAUGUGUACAGGUCUCUAUGACUGUGGCAAUGCAUUACAUGUUUGAGCAAUGCAUUCCUCUCAAUGAUUUGCUCAAAUGGUUAUUCUCUAUUUAUUGUGUCCAUUAUCAUUGAAUAUAUAAACAAUACAUGUUAUUUUCUUCCAAUCUAUGUUUGACCUCUGAUUAAAAUGUCUGGCUUCA
Messenger RNA from Salvelinus fontinalis (brook trout), 5717 nucleotides. It is a transcript of the gene slc12a8, whose product is annotated as solute carrier family 12 member 8. The transcript has 16 exons. Gene Ontology annotation, cellular component: membrane. The coding region runs from base 3013 to 5319 and encodes 768 amino acids. Lineage: Eukaryota; Metazoa; Chordata; Actinopteri; Salmoniformes; Salmonidae. Gene Ontology annotation, molecular function: potassium:chloride symporter activity. The record is from RefSeq and is a predicted model, not a curated record. Gene Ontology annotation, biological process: chloride ion homeostasis; potassium ion homeostasis; chloride transmembrane transport.